Ceratosolen solmsi marchali is the source of this 1023-nucleotide messenger RNA. RefSeq names its product partner of Y14 and mago (gene Pym). Gene Ontology annotation, biological process: exon-exon junction complex disassembly. Gene Ontology annotation, cellular component: cytoplasm; exon-exon junction complex. The record is from RefSeq and is a predicted model, not a curated record. The transcript is spliced from 3 exons. Lineage: Eukaryota; Metazoa; Arthropoda; Insecta; Hymenoptera; Agaonidae. Gene Ontology annotation, molecular function: RNA binding. Bases 145 to 774 code for a protein of 209 amino acids.
GCGCGCGCGCAUUCACAGAGACAAUACUAAGUUCAAAGUAAUGGGUUGUAUUAUAAAAGUAUUAAAAAUGUCACGCUAAUAAUAAACGUACGGCGCAAAAAACUUAAGUAAAGUCUAGGUGAAAAAUAAAUCCCAAAAAGUACCAUGGCUACGGCUUAUAUAAAGGAUGAACAAGAAGGUACCUUUAUACCCGCCAGUCAACGACCAGAUGGGACUUGGAGGAAACCUAGAAGAGUAAAAGAUGGUUAUGUGCCCCAAGAAGAAGUACCAUUGUAUGAAAGUAAAGGAAAGCAAUUUGUAAAGAAUAAACCAACAUAUCCUAUUGGUAUGUCUGCGGAAUACGUAGCAGCUCACAAUGCAAAAAGAGAUAUGGAAGCAGCCAAGUCAAAAUCGAUUCCAGGUCUUGUUAUAGCAACCGAAACGAAGAAAAAGAAGAAGAAGAACAAAAAUAAAGGAGUUGCUUCCCUUGCAGAAGAUCUCAGCAAAACUGCAAUAUCAGAGCAGUCAGCAUCUGUAAAAAAACAACGAUCUGCGAAUGAAAAAUCUAAAUUCACCAACAAACCAACUAGCAACGAAACGCCAAAUAAACAAAUAUCAACAAUGGAUCCUUUAAAAAGGUUAAAAAAUCUCAGAAAAAAAAUUAGAGAAAUUGAAUCGCUAGAAAAGAAAAUUGAUAAUGGAGAAAUCAAAAAUCCUGAUAAAGAAAUGCUCGAUAAGGUAUUGAGAAAAGUUGAAAUCCAACAAGAAAUCAAGCAACUUGAAGCUAAUCAAUAAUUAUAAUGCUUCAUAUUGGAGCUUUUAUAAAAAAUAGAUUUUGUGUCACUUAAAUUUUUGACCAACGAUAAGAAAUGAACGGUGGUGCAUCAAAAUCUACUGUUAUAAUGUGUGAUUUUACUGAAUAUAUACUUUUUACAUUGUAUUUAUUUAAUAAGUAGAUUAACUACUUAAGUCAUAUUGAUAUGUAUAAAUUUAUUUCUAAAAAGUAAAAAGAAAAAAAGCUAAUAUCAUAAAUAUUGCAGUAUC